Messenger RNA from Scomber japonicus (chub mackerel), 3478 nucleotides. RefSeq names its product deltex E3 ubiquitin ligase 3 (gene dtx3). The transcript is spliced from 5 exons. NCBI's taxonomy places the organism in Eukaryota, Metazoa, Chordata, Actinopteri, Scombriformes, Scombridae. The record is from RefSeq and is a predicted model, not a curated record. Bases 505 to 1614 code for a protein of 369 amino acids. Gene Ontology annotation, biological process: Notch signaling pathway; protein ubiquitination.
UUGGACCCGUGGAGCUAACAGGGAGGAGGACUCGGCUUGAGAGCGGCGAGACGGACUGAAAAUGAGCAUAAGAAGCACAUUAUCAGCCCGGGAAAAGCUGUCACACAGCUAGCACGGUGGAAGCCAGAUAAGAAGAGUGACUACAAGUGUUAUUUACUCUGUGUUAACGCCUACAGUCCAAGGACGUACGAGGAACACAGGCGAGACUGGGGCGACCGAGGUGCGGGGUUUUGGAUGGCAUUUGCAAGGGCCGGGGAAGGGCUGUCGAAAACCUGAAGUGAUAGGAGCCGGGGUAACGUUUUGGAUAUCAUGUCUUGACUACUAAGGGCGAAUUAUCCCCGGAUAAAGUGCACCAGCACGCCAGAAAUAAAGGCCUCCUCCGAUGGGGCGCUGUGCUCUUUAAUCCAGCUAGAAACCUCGACAAGCAAGCGACGAGCUACGGCAAAGGGUGAGGUACCCAUGUAAUCCGGAGGAGGGACGCUUCAUUUGCAAUUGAAAGGAUUUAUGGGAUCACAAGUUUCCUCUGAUGAGAUGAGUGUGCGUGCUGGCCAGGGCAGUGAUGAGGUGCUGGUUUCACAGGCGGUGUGGGAUUACCUGGCUGCAGCUGGGAGGCCCUGGCUCAUUGACUUCCAGCACAAGCAGGGGAUGAGUGCUGGUAUCAUUAGACGAGGGGAGAGGGGGGGCUGCUGCGCUGUGAGGUUGCAGCCGGUGGAAGGCUCCAAGAACGCAGGAGCUGGUGUAAUGGAUGGACCCAUCUCCAGCGCGACACGAAAAGCCUUCAUUGACUUAUGCCGCUGUGCCCGCAAAGAAAUGAGCAAACAGGAGGGGGGACCUAAGAGGAAAAGGGCUCUGCUGCCCUGUGUCGGAGUCCUGGAGCCGAAUGGAGAGGGGAACCUGCUUCAGCCGCCACCUCCCCAGCCACGGCGCUCCCAGAGACAACAGCAGAGAUUCAGGAAGCCUGCUGAUGAGGAGGCCUGUGCCGUGCUCCACGAGGCAGCUCAGAGGAAGGACAUGGACUCCAGCAUGGCUUCCCACAGCGAGGCAGAGGACAACAAUACUUGUUCAAUCUGCAUGGGGGACAUAGUGGAGAAGACCACCCUUGAGAGGUGUGGCCACUCGUUUUGUCGCUCUUGCCUGGAUCAAGCCUUUAAGGUGAAGAAAGCGUGUCCUGUGUGUCGGUUAGUGUACGGCCAGUUGAUUGGGAACCAGCCUGCCAAUGGCACUAUGAUCGUAGAGAGAGAUCCUGAUCUGGAGCUUCCUGGGCAUGAAGGCUAUGGAUGUAUCUGCAUCAUCUACAGCUUCCCUCCUGGCUUACAGGCACCAGAACACCCAAACCCAGGUGUUCGCUACCCAGGAACCGACCGUGUGGCCUACCUCCCUGACAGCCCUGAGGGGAACCGUGUGCUGGGCCUGCUGCGCCGGGCCUUUGAACAGCGCCUUAUCUUCACCGUCGGUACCUCCAUGACUACAGGCAUGCAAAAUGUCAUUACUUGGAAUGACAUUCACCACAAGACCUCAAUAUGGGGCGGGCCCCGCUGUUUUGGCUACCCAGACCCCACUUACCUGGUGCGAGUGACAGAGGAGCUCAGAGAGAAAGGCAUCACAGUGGACUGACAGCAUGAAAAUGACAGACUCUUCCAGGACUUUCCGAGUGUCCUUGUGGUGGACAUGACUCAGCUCCGGGUUGGUCUCUGAGACUGCCCGUCCCCUAAAGGUUGGCUGAAGACAAGGCCCUCAGCAGACAGGCGUCUGAUGCUGCAGCAGAGCCCACAUCACUCCUCCAAUUGUUCCUCUGUUUGUUCAUUUUUCCUCCAGAGUUCAGCUUAACCUAGUGCUACAUGUGGAAGAAAAUACUUUGAGUGCAGUGCAUUCUUGUAUUACACAAUCCUCUACCUGUCACUGUUGGCAAUAGGACCGAUAUCUGAUGCACUUCAAGAGUAUUAUGUUUUGUUGGAAUUACAGGUACUUAUAUAUUAUUUAGAAAAUCUAAGUUUAAUGUUAUUAAGACAGUUAUAUUAAUGUUGAUUUCUACUCUGGGGAUCACUUUAUUUCUUAUAAGCACACAUGCUUGGUUUUAUCUCCCCAGAAAUGUUUGUUGAGCAAGUCUCUAAUUUGAUUGUUACUAAUUACCUGUUAUAAGGAUAAGAUUUGGAUUAUAUGGCAGAAUAGCAUUGCCUCAAUAGAAAGAAUUCAUUCUGAAGUUAUUGCAAUCUAAAGCACUCACAGGCACUUUGGUGAGGGAAUCUGUUUUUCAGUGAAGUACAAGUAAUGCUUUUUUCUUCCUAUAUAUCGGAAAAGUGCUCGGGGCAAACAGGUUCGUGCAGCCAUCAACUGUUAGUUUGGUGGCCACAAGUUGAUGUCAAAUGUUUGGAUCUCCUUAUUUGUGUGUGUGUGUGUGUGUGUGAUCUUCAUUUUUCCCUUCGUUUUUUCUUAAAUUAAGGAGAAUGUUAAACGAUGUCUCAUUGCAGCACCUUUUCUCACACACCGUAGGACCUCCCCCCUGGGUUUUUUUUGCCAUCGGUCACUCCUGUUAUUUCAAGAUGUCUCCCAGGUGUUGAGCCCAUUACCUCAGUUGUUAGUAAUGUGCUCAUCUAAUUACCAGAUUUAUGACGAUGUCAAAUAUAAAGGGCAUAUAGACCACUUAAACCAAAUCAAAGGCACAAAAGCUCUUUAAAUCUAUGCCUCUGUCCCUGUCAAACUGGGAGAUUUGCCUGCUAAUCUUCUCAUUAAAAAGGGUGACUGUUGUAGAUUUGUUUAUCUAAAUAGAUCAUCUGUGAUACACAAUGAAAAAAUUACAAAAGAAAAUGUUGGCGAUCAAUUGAUAUGAUUUGGGAUGGGUGGGAUAUGGAUCUCAUUUUGUUGUGCCUUUCUGAUAUUCACUUUUGAUUAAAAAAAUCGAGCAUGAUGUUACUAAUGAAUGGUAAGCAGUUUGGGCGUAUUUCAGUAUCCUUUGGUAGGUAAAUAGCAUUAUGUUUGUGGCUAUAUUAUCUGGCUUUAAGUACAAAUAUUACAUAGUUCAUGGAAAUAUGUAUACUAAUGUGUAUUAUUCUCCUUCAUAAACAUUAUUGCAGUCCAAAUGCUGAAGAAACCCCUCAGAACUGAUAAAGCUGUAUGUGUGAAAGUGCUUUGCUAAGUGCAGUAACCUGCUUGGCUAGUGGUACAUUUGUCAUUAAUUUGACUGGUCAGAUCCAUACAUCAAAUACCCUUUAAUUAUUUUUUCAUUACCUUUGUAUUUUAGUUUAAGGGACCAACUGAAAUAUUUUUGGGACACAGGAUUGUAGUUUACUCAAGCUACUGUGCAAACAUUUCUAUGCAUUACACGACCGAGAAAGAGCCGUGAGAACGGAGAGAUUACACAUAUUACAAACUGAUUGUUAAGGAAAAGACAGAGUUUUGCUUUUCUAAUUGUGUUGAUUCGUACUUUGUUGAUAUUCAGAAUAAUGUGCUUUACAUUUUAAUACUUGAAUAAAAAGUUAUG